Molecule: messenger RNA, 1142 nt
Organism: Aegilops tauschii subsp. strangulata
Lineage: Eukaryota; Viridiplantae; Streptophyta; Magnoliopsida; Poales; Poaceae
Product: anaphase-promoting complex subunit 10-like
Biological process (GO): anaphase-promoting complex-dependent catabolic process; protein K11-linked ubiquitination
Cellular component (GO): anaphase-promoting complex
Source: RefSeq, a predicted model, not a curated record
GCCGCCGUUCGUCGCCGCCGCUCGUCGCCGCCGCCACUUGUCCAGGAGGGUACCCAGGCGACCCGCGUCGCCACUCGCCCAGGAAGUGUUGCUGCUCGUCCAGGAGGGUUGCCGCCCGCCCAUCCGGCCUCCCGCUUCCCGCCUCCGCACGUUUUUGGCCUGGGGUGUCAGCAAACCGUUGAUCGCGCCGAUGGAGUCCGACGGCGAGCAGGAGGCGGCGGCCACGCCGACGCUGGGAGCCUCCGCGGGGGCGCCGUCGGCAGGACGGCUGAAGGGCUGCCCGGAGCUCUCGCUGGAGGGCGACAUGCGAGAGAUGGCCAAGACGGCCGUCUGGAGCGUCAGCUCCAGCAAGCCCGGCAAUGGCGUUGCCUCCCUACGCGAUCACAGCCUCGACACCUACUGGCAGUCGGACGGUGCGCAACCGCACCUGGUCAACAUCCAGUUCCAGAAGAAGGUGCAGCUGCAGCUUGUUGUGCUGUACGUGGAUUUUAAGCUGGACGAGAGCUACACGCCGAGCAAGAUCUCCAUCCGGGCCGGCGACGGCUUGCACAAUCUCAAGGAAAUUAAAACGGUGGAACUUUCAAAGCCAGUAGGAUGGGUUCAUAUAUCAUUAUCUGGCACUGAUCCCCGAGAAACAUUCAUUCAUGCAUUUAUGCUCCAAAUCGCGGUGUUGGCCAAUCACCUGAAUGGGAGGGACACUCAUGUCCGACAGAUUAAGAUAUACGGGCCAAGACUGAACCCCGUUCCUCACCAGCAUUUCCACUUCAUUUCCAGGGAAUGCAUAAUGUACUCUAGCGUCAGGUGAGAUUCCCCGAACCCUCGCCGCCUCACUGGGGAGGGAUCAUCCUCGGUCAAGGUGACCUUGAUUGUGGCCUGCACGCUUCAGUACGAACGCCGACAUGAAUUAAGUAGCCGCUGAAGUAUUCAGCCUAUGUUAGUGUGGAUCGAGUUGCCGCUGAAGCAUCAUCAGGGUGUCUGUCUGAAAAUCUACCAUGUAGUUGAUCUUGUAUUCCAUUCCAUCUACCAUCUAUUAUUGGUACAUCCUUUUCAUCCAUGUAACAUACUUCAUUCCCUUAUAUAAGGCCACUGUCUUUCGUGUCAAACUUUGAUUUAUAAUUUUGGUCAACAAAAUAUGAAUUAUA